Mangifera indica (mango) is the source of this 744-nucleotide messenger RNA. Its product is annotated as protein BOLA4, chloroplastic/mitochondrial-like. NCBI's taxonomy places the organism in Eukaryota, Viridiplantae, Streptophyta, Magnoliopsida, Sapindales, Anacardiaceae. Bases 90 to 614 code for a protein of 174 amino acids. The transcript has 3 exons. The record is from RefSeq and is a predicted model, not a curated record.
GGCUAUAAUUAGCAUUUUCCAGGACGGGAAAACAGAGGCAAAAAGGGCCCACUUCAAAUUCACAACUGUGUCUGCGCCUCUUUGCAGCCAUGGCCAAGACCCUGAUGUCUCAUCCGCACGUUUUCUCGUCAACAUCUAGGAGCUUUUGUGAGUACCUUCUUCCAUCAAAGAGACUGUUUCUUUGCAAAACUAGAAUCUAUGUAAACGAAAGCUUCUUGUUGUCUCGCAACUAUAGCAGCAGAAACAAGCUUCAAAUCCAUAGAAAUAGUGAUGUAGCAUCCAACUCCUCGAGGUUUGGUUUUGCGGGUUACCGUGGGUUCACCACUAAAGCCACCCACGUCAAUGAUGCUGGCUCUAUUGACUCUCCUCUCAUGCAAUCUAUGGAGAAAAAGAUCAAGGAAUCUCUAGAUGCAGAAUUGGUCUCUGUAAAAGAUGCAUAUGGGGAUGGUCGCCAUGUUAGCAUUGAUGUUGUCUCAUCCGCAUUUGAAGGAAAAUCGGCUGUGAACAGGCAGAGAAUGGUGUACAAAGCUAUAUGGGAGGAGCUUCAAAGCACAGUUCAUGCAGUUGACCAGAUGACUACUAGAACUCCAGCUGAAGCAGAAACCCAGAAAUGAUUAUGAACUUCUAUAUGUCAGUAAAAGGGAUGACAAACUUUAUCUUGUCCUUUGUCCCAUAUCUUACCUAUGAACCACUGCUGCAGCUUUGAUUUUUCAUUAUCAAAUCAUAUGGUUGCCGUUUUUAUUA